Molecule: messenger RNA, 5113 nt
Organism: Lates calcarifer (barramundi perch)
Lineage: Eukaryota; Metazoa; Chordata; Actinopteri; Centropomidae
Product: zinc finger protein 285
Exons: 3
Coding region: 160-1260 (366 amino acids)
Biological process (GO): regulation of transcription by RNA polymerase II
Molecular function (GO): DNA-binding transcription factor activity; RNA polymerase II cis-regulatory region sequence-specific DNA binding
Source: RefSeq, a predicted model, not a curated record
ACCCACAAAGUGCGGGGUCACAGAAAGUCUUCGAUGGGGGCAAAGAUGUGGAAGGAGAGGGCGAAGAAGAAGAGUCAACUCAGGGUCACGUGAUUUGGUCGAGCAUCUUUUUUUUGGUCCAUUUUGGAUGAUAGCAAGAGCUCCGUGCAACCCAAGAAAAUGACCAAACUGCAGUUUUUAAACGUCUUUUUGACUGAGCGUCUCAUGCUUGCUGCGCAGGAGAUUUACAAGUCUGUCGAGGACACGAUUUUGGAGUACCAGGAGGAGAUAGCGAUCAGGGAGCGGGAGAACGACCAUCUAAGACGCAGGCUGCGAGACGCUGGAAUUGAAAUAUGGCCAGAUCGUCCGUCCAUGGCGCUGUUGGACGAGGAGGAUGGCGAGCAUCCACGGCGCGAGUGGAGUCCCAGCAUGGGACAUGAAGAGCGUAUUCCUAUUCAGAUUAAGGAUAAAAGAGAUCUCCGCCCCAACCAGGGAGAUGAUCAGCUUCGGGGGCAUGGCUCUUGCAGCACACCAGAGAACAUGUUCACUCCUCCACGUGUUGGAAACGAAUACCCCCAGGAAGGCCCCCACACGUCCAACCUCCCUCAGAGUCAGGGUGUGGAGAACAGAGAGAGAGAUCCAGGGUCUCGUGGCUCCUCCCGGCACGUGAAGGCGGAGAGCGGAGGAGGCCACAGAGGCUCUACUUCCUCCAACACAGGCGCUCAGCCGCUCGCGCCGGUCAACCCAAACUGCUCAAAUGAGAACAACAUUGACAUUAUUGGGGUGGAGAAUGGAGGACAGAUGGUUGGUGCUAAGGGAACUGGAACUGGAGCUAACAGAGCCCAGGCCUCUCACAUGCGCAACCAAGGAGCCAAUGCUGUUGACUGCCCCCAUCAGAAAUCCCCACUACAGGGCCACAUGUCGUCUUUCUGCUGCAAGGUUUGCGGUGAGGCGUUUAGUCACAUUGGCCACUUGCAUGUGCACGUACAAGUGCACACACGGGAAAAACCUUACCGCUGUGGUGUAUGUGGGAAAUGCUGCAGCUCUUCCGGCAGACUCCAGGAGCACCAGCGUAGCCACACGGGAGAAAAACCAUUCCGCUGCCAGAUUUGUGGAAAGGGGUUCACACAGAUGGCUCACCUGAAAGUACACAUGAGGAUCCAUACGGGGGAGAAGCCAUACAGUUGCCCUGUGUGUGGCAAGUGCUUCAGUCGCUCUGACAAAAUCAAAAGGCAUCUCCAGACCCAUAGCCGUGAGGGAACAUAUUUCUCAGGGCAAUGAUGCAGGAAAGUGUUAAAAUAAUAACAUAAUGGGGACAGUAAACUUUAAGAAAAGAGUUUGGUUGGUUUGCCAUAAAUCAACUAAUUUCCCCACGUUUUCCUACUGUGACAAGUCGAAGAACGCCUGUUGCACGUUUUCUUCAAUUGCUGUAAUGUAAGUCCCCCUGCUAUACAUCAAAAAAUCUCACAAAUAUUCAAACUACACAAAAUCCUCAGGCACAGCACACGUCAGCAGGUACUAAGUAUCUUGAUUUGGAGUGUGUAAAAACAAACAUUGGUUCCUGGUAAAGGAUCCACUCAUGUUUUAUUGUGUAGUAACAUAUAUACAACACCUGGUGGGGUACUUUCCAUUUUAAUGGUUUUCAUGCGAGUACUUGACAGUCAACAAAAAUGUAAAAAUUGUGUGAGGUGAAAUAAUUCUAUAAAAUUUUCAAUAUAGUUUUUUUUUCUAAAAGAAUAAAAUCAGUGUAAUUGGCAAACUCUUAUGUCUACUUUUAUACCUAAAGAAAUCAAAUAAAUUGUCAGUGAAACAACUAGAAACUGUAACAACUUUACCAACAUGUUACAGUUAACCUAAUUUGUAACAGCACAUAAUUUACAUUUAUCAUUAUUGUAAGCAGCCUUGUACUGGAACACUCUAUUACACAUCGCAGCUUUCUAGUUUGAUAUGUUGGAGUAGGGAAGAGGCAGACAGUCAAUGAAAACCAUAACAAGGUUUAUGAACCGGCUGCAAUAUGUUUGCAAUGACAUCUUCAUGAUGUAUGCCUUAUGUUAUGGCUGUGAUAUUAAUCACAGUCAUAACAUUGCUUUCUGUUUCUGUGUUGCCAAUAAAGGUGUCUGCCAGCAGCCACGAAUACUGAGAGUAACAUCACAAAAUCAAGGAGACCUUCUGUAGGAGAUUGAACUUGCACACUGCUUUGUGAUUUGCUUUGAGAUGCCACAUCUCCUCAAGGUGUGGGCAGGAAAUGGUGGAUACACACAGCAGCAACAGCCAGGAGGUCCAGUGAAAAGAAGCCAGGGGACUGAGAGAGAUGUAGCUGAUAUACAAUAUUUUGUUCAUAUCAAACAAACAGGAGUUAUUGAGGUAGCUUUCCCUUUUAUGCAGAUCAAUAUAGUGACUAUAAAGCAAUCCGGUUAAACACGCUACCGUCUGUUACCGUACGAUUACAUUACCCAGUCACGUGCCAUCAAUUCAGAACCCUGAUGUACGUUCAGAUGAAUUUCGGUCAUUCGGUCAGUGACAGCGUUUGCUCUUUGAUCUAAUCAGAUACUUUUCUGUCCCUCAGUCUUAUAAUAAUCACAAUAUACUUUACCUGCCAUUAAAAUAAAGAUGCAUAUGAUAUUGGAAACCAAAAAGACCUAAUAAAGUCACUAUAUUUCAAAAGAAAAUCAAGCUUUCAGUGGAGAGCAGCACUACUAACAAUAAUAACAUAUGGAAAAACUAAUUUAAUUCGCGUGCAGCUAGCCAGCUGAAAAAGGCAAUGUAGACUGACAGUUUUAUCCAAAAUAAUUGUAGAAACACACAGUGGUUUCCUGACUUCCUGUGAAGCAGACGUUUGAUCAAUCACCAUGUUCUUAAUAUCUAAAAAUAGCAGAGAGCCUUGAUAUUUUAUGAGCACAGGAGGGUUUCAGUGUCCGACAGCUGUUGGUUGAUUGAGUGAGCGGAGAGACAAGAGUGUUCUCCUGGGAUCUCAUUCAAAUGUUGAUGGAUCUCCAGUUUAAGUAUUCUAGGAGGGUAGCCACUCAUAACCCAUGAGGCUGGCAUACAUAUGAAGUGCUCCGUGGCGAGUAGCUGCAUAUAGGUUGGACAUAGCAGACAUGAGAGAUGAAUGUCAUCCUCCAGGAUUAAAUCUAAGGCACAGGACAGAAGAGAAGAAAGCCUUCCACUCAGAGGCCUGAGGCAUGGACAAUAAACAACACACAGUACCAGUUGCGUGUGUGCACUUUUUUUACUCGUACAUGAAUUUGCUGCUCUGUCCCUGUUUUUGCCUCAGUUUGUUCUUGCACACCAGCUUUGUGUGUCAGAUACAUGAGUUUUCUGGACAUCUAUCGACUUCUCUUUCACUCCAGGGAAGCAGUGUUCAUCUCUUCAGUGUAGCCUGCAAGGGAGCCUGUACACUUUUUGCCUGUGGCCCUGCCCUGCAUGCAGCCACUCCAGAGCUGUCCAGGAGACCAGAGUUUCUAUCAGUACAGUCUGUGCUUUUAUUUGCUGGAAAACACUGUGUAUGUAAACAGUCUUUCACUGUACAGUGUAUAUAUAUAUUCCCUCCAUAUAGAGUUUUUUUCAUAAUUUAAGGCAGAAGAGACACUGUUUUGUAAGUUAUGUUUGUGUAUGUCAAGAUGGAUCAUGGAAAGACCUCUCUCAGAAACAUUGGACAGAUGCUUAUGAACUAACAGUUGGUGAUUCAGAGCUCUCAGCUGAAAUGAAGCUGGGUCUCAAAUUUACACCACCAACAUAACAUAUUGACAGAAAACCUGAUAGAAAACCACACUUCACAGAUUACAAUUCCCUGUUUUCAAGUACAAAUAAAGAACUUGUCAUCUGGACUGAUGAUAUAUUAUUUCCUUGUGAAGAUAAACUAAUCCAUCAAAUAAUGAGAGUGGAAAACAUGAUGUCUCUGGUUUGUUUUAAUUUCCAAGCUAUGUCAGGUGGUAUCAGAGACGUGCACACACAUUCAUGUAAAAAAAAAUAAAUAAAUAAAUAACUAAAAUAAAUCACAUGCCAUUAGUUUCUCACAUCUAACAUAUCCUGCAGCUUCUGUCUGACUUCCCUUUGACACAUCGAUCUGUUCUUCACAACAAAGAGGAGACGGCUGGAUUACGCCUUUAUCUGUAUGAUCCUGGUUUUAUCACAAGAUGCAACACUGCCUCUUUCUGUGGAAAAUAAAAGCAUAUAUUGUGUGCUGGCAGGAGCUUAUGUGAUUUGAGGGCCAGUGAAAAAGAUGUAGGUGCAUCAGUAAUGCUUCCUCAGUAACUACUAAUGUGUAGUCAGUAAGGCAGAGAUGUGUAGCCAGUGUACUCAGUAGUUAAUGUGAAGCAAGGUGCUUCAGUGUAGAGGGGUCACAGGUCAAAUGUGGAAGUUGCUGCACAGAACAUUAUAGAUUUUUACACACUGAGAGUGAUACUUAAUGAAGUAGAUAUAUAUGUUAUGCAAUAACAUAAUUAUUUUAAAAAAAUAUGUGUUGGAUAUAUCUCUUAGGUAGAUAAGUUUCCUUUUUAAAAUUGAACUUUAUGGAAGAUUGGUGUAAAUGCAACAGCAAUCUUGUGGCAAACAGAUUUGAAAUUUAUUUGUUGAGUUGUCAGAUAUUCUGAUUUAAGGGACUGGAAUCAGUAUCAGGAAUGAAAACGUUUGAUUCCUAUUAAAAUGAAUUUCUUUAAAAUGGCGAUAACUGAUUUAUUUUGUCCAUGUUAAGAUGAUUCAAUUGUGUUAUUGUGUAAUAAAUGUAUCCAUCUGUCAUACAAAUUAACUAAAAAUUGUGAAAAUGAUUUUACUAGUACAAGAAAACUGGUCAGUGUCUGUUUUUUUAUGUCACAGGGCAUUGUACAGUGUGUACACACAAGUUUCACAAAUUCCAUUCAAAUGUGUGUAUCAUGCAAUGCGUUGUUUUUCCCUCUUUCUUUUUUAGUCAAGUGUGGACAUGAAAAACACCACCAUGCAAGUGCUUCACAAUAACAAGGAGUUCAGAUUAAGGUGACAGAAAUAGACUGUUCACAUGACUGAUAAUAUUUCUUGGAAUACUGUCUCACUUAAACUGCAACUGGGAAGAGAACAGAUUGGUGUAAGAGAGAUUUGUAUGAGUAAGCAAGUGUCAAAGCAGUUUUUGAGAUUAAAAUCAAAGACUAAUUGUUGAGUA